This is a messenger RNA of Stylonychia lemnae, 2163 nucleotides long. NCBI's taxonomy places the organism in Eukaryota, Ciliophora, Spirotrichea, Sporadotrichida, Oxytrichidae. The record is from the annotation of a GenBank genome assembly.
AUGUAAUUUGAACUUACAGAGACUUAUGGUACUUCAAUAGAAUCAAUUUUCGGUGCAGGAGGAUUUCUAUUUAUAAACGAAGCUAAUUUUAGCAAGAUUAGUAAUUUAGUGCUAUUCGACUCAUACUCAUCUUCAAGUGGGGCUUAAAUUUAUACUUAAAAAGCUGGAUUAAAAUUGGAUUUAUCAAACUCUUUUUUCUAAUAGUUUCAAAGAUAAGCUAUCAAUUCUUACCCUAAUCAAGAGAAUUUUUAUAAUUAAGGAGGUAUAACUCUAAUAAAUACUGCAUCAGUUUCUAUCGUUAAUUGUUUCUUUGUUGGUAAUUAAUAAUCUCAAAAUGGUGGUGCAAUUAAUAUAUUAGGAGGGACAUUAUAUGUUUACAGAUCCUAUUUUUAAAGGAUGUAAUCAAAUUAAGGAGGUGUAAUGUAUUUGGAAAAUCUCUAAGAAGUAAAACUCAAUUUUCUCGAUAUUUCGACAAGUAUAGCUAGUGAUAAUGGAGGUGGAAUAUAUAUAAAGAAUCCUAAAGGAGACGUUUAAAUCGUGGAUUCAAGUUUCAAUAUGAUUCUUGCAAAAAAUGAGGGAGGAUGUAUAUUCUACAUAGUUGAAGAAGAACCAUUGAAAUAAGAGUUUAACAAUGUUGGAUUUAAUAUGAAUCCAGAAAAAGUUCCUGCAUUUUAGCCAUUAAGACUUGAUUUUAUAAAUGUUAAGUUCUCUAUGAUUUAAGCAUUCAACGCUAGCUCUGUCUCAGUAAGUAGUUUAAAAACUAAUGUUAACUUUUCACAAUGCUAACUGGCCAAUUCUUAUGGUCAAAGUUAUAACUCUAUUUAUAUUAAGCGUGCUAAUUUAGUUGAAAUGACUAACUUCUAUGUGGCUAGUAUAUACUCUAGAUCAAUUUCUGGUUUUUUGUAUGUAGAUUAUGUAAAAGAUUCUGUCACUGUUCGCUUUUCUUAGAUUUAUUGCAGAACUCCUGAAGAUGAAUACACUAAUCCUCCUACAUUAGAUUUUAGAACUUUAUCUGAGAAUGAAAAUGACAUAUAACAAAGACUAGAAUCUGAACCAAAUAAUAAUUUUAAGAGAUCUCUGUAUUUUGAUUUUUAGAGCAUUGGGUAGAAUUUUUAUUCAAACAGAGAUAUUAUGACGCCAUUUCAUAUUAAAAGAGCUGGGUAGUUUUUUAUUCAAGGAUUAGUUAUGAAAAAUUGUAUUAUGCAACGGUUACAUACUCCAAGGACAUAAGCUCUAAUAAUUUUUUAAAUUUAAGAUUUUCUGAUUAAUUAUGCUGCUUAAGUAAACUUUGUUGAUAUCAACUCUUACUAUGAAGAUUGUGAGGGAUUAUCUGGAGGAAUAUACAGUUUCUAUAAAAUUAAAGCUUACCUCUAUAAUAAUACAGUGAUUCGUCUUGUUACAAAUGGUUAUGCUGCAGUACAUUCUUAAUAUACUAUAAAUUUAUUCGUGUAGAAUUGUACAUUUAAAAACGUCACAUAAGUAGGAGGAUUAGAAGGGGGCAUUUUUUCAUUAUUAGGUACAGGCAGUGAUUUAAUUGGUGCUAGAACAGUUACUAUAAGAAAUUCAACAUUUGAAAACAUAACAAUGGUUGUAGGAACUGGGGGAUUCAUUUAUCAAUAUGACAGGUUGUUAAGUUAGAUCAAAAUUGAAUCAGUAACUGUUAGAAAUGUAAGAGCUGGCUAUUAGGGAGUAAUUUAUAUGAUAGGACUCUAAGGAAGCCUACAUAUUAUUUCACUUCCAGAAUUUUAAAGAACAGAAUUUUCUAAUUUCUUCUCAAUUACUCAUUCCUAGUUUUUGUAUAUUUAUGAUGGCUUCAAUAGAGUAUCAAACGAGGUAAAAAUUAAAGACACUACGAUUGACUGUCUUAACCAAGACAUUUAAUAAUAUAUUCCUACUACCUAUAUUUCAGAAAAUGAAGGAAUCAUUCACUAUGAAGGUCCAAGUGGUUUGUAUACUGAGAACUGUAUAUUUAGAAAUUGUAGGCAAUCAUAUUAAGGACCAAUAGUAAAGAUAGGCAAUUGCAAAUACCAAGAUAAAGGGUCUUAGUUUUAUAAUUUGACUGGUAAACACAUUUAACUUAAUAUUCAUUAAUAUAGGUAUGUAUGGCUCAAUAGUUUCAUGUCUAGAGUGCAAUUUGAUAAUGCAAAAUUCAAUUAUUCAUGA